Styela clava is the source of this 3531-nucleotide messenger RNA. The record is from RefSeq and is a predicted model, not a curated record. Lineage: Eukaryota; Metazoa; Chordata; Ascidiacea; Stolidobranchia; Styelidae.
CGUAGUGUUUUAAUUUUGGAUGGCGUAGUCAGAUGGGGGUCAGGAUUGACAUAUCAAAAAAUUGUUAUGCUACACCCACUAGAAGUACGUUAGGUACGAAACUACACGAGACCCGCACACUAGACUCCCAUGCCCGACAUGGAAUGAUAACCGGACGAGAGGCCGUGGUUCGCUAUAUGGUUGAGCCAUCCUAUCGUUUUUCCCCUCCCCCGGGAUAAAUAUGUAAAUCCUAUUCUAGAAAUUAUGUCUGCAUGUGGUACUAAGCUACACCAGACCCCAAAAAACAACAGCCUGGACACUCUGACACUGACGAACUAAAUAUUCUUUUGUAUUAGCUUACUUCAUUCAGUUAUACUACAGGCCACAGGGCAGCAGGGUGCCAUGUCUUCCUCUGUUAAAGCUGUGAGAGCAUAUAUAUCAAUUGAUUUAGACAACUAUGUUGAGGGUUCAAUGCAAAUUUUACAACUCAUAAGACCAGAAUGGAAGAGAGAAAAUAUAAAAAUCAAAGUAUUUAAUGAUGGCAUCAGCAACAAAAUGCUUGGAUUCAUACAUGACACAAAUGUCAUUCUUAUACGAAUAAAUGGAAACAUGACUGAUAUGUUUACUGACAGGCAGUCUGAAAUAGAGAAUUUUGAAAUAUUGCAUGGUGCUGGUUGUGGACCAAUGCUGCAUUGUAUAUUUGACAAUGGUCUUUGCUAUGAUUUCAUAGAGGGUGAUACCUUAUCGAGAGAGGAUUUAAGAAAGCCUGAAAUAUAUAAUUUAAUUACAAGAGAAAUGGUCAGGUUUCAUAAGAUACAAUUAAAGGAUAGUAGCAGCAACCAAUCUCCUGCUGUUUUCAAGCUUUGUGACAAAUUUUUGCACCUAGCAUUUUCAGAUGGAGCUCCACCUGGCAAAGAAUUGGUUGGAUAUAAUGGGCCCAAAGAAACUGAAUUGCGUAAAGAAUUUUCAACUUUAAGAGAGCAUUUGUUUGAGCUCAAAUCUCCAAUUGUGUAUUGUCAUAAUGAUCUUCUUGUUAAUAAUAUAGUAUUCAACAAUCUGAAAAAUAGUCUACAUUUUAUUGAUUUUGAAUAUACUGGGAAGAAUUUUCAAGCGUUUGAUAUAGCAAAUCAUUUUUGUGAGUUUGCUGGUGUUGAUAAUAUGGAUUAUUCCUUCUAUCCUGAUCGACAUUUACAACUUGACUGGAUUAGAACUUACCUGAAACAUUGGAAUAAUUCAGAUAUUGAGGUAACUGAUGAAGAUGUAGAAAAAUUGUAUGUUCAGGUUAAUAAAUUUGCUCUCGCAGCGCUUUUUAUAUGGGCUACGUGGGGAUUGGUGCAAGCCAGGUAUUCUAAUAUAGAUUUUGAUUACAUUAAUUAUACUGAAACAAGAUUCAGGGAAUACUUCAAGAAGAAAAAAACAUUAUUGCUUUAAAAUGAUAUGACCUAUCUCAUUUAAUCAUUACAAUUUUGGAGCUUUUUGUACCAAUAAAAUGCAAUCCAUGUGUUUACAUUAGCUAUGCUCCAAUGUCUUGCCUUGUGUGAUUCUUUACCAUGUAAUUGAAUCGCAAUGGAAUGUUAUGCUGAACCCAUUGCAUUUGUGGGAUAUAAAGGUUUAAUUAUGCCUCUGGUCUAGCUGAUCAAGCUUAUACAUUCUUAAUGGUUAAUGCUUUGUAUUCUGUUUUUAGUAUGGUAUACACACUAUACAGUAUACACUAUACAAAUUAUACACUACACUAAAUGAUCUAUGCCACAGCCCACAGUGUUUAGUCUUAUGGUAUUUUUUACCAUAGAAUUCAUUCACAAAGAUAUAUUAUCCUAAACCAAGCAUUUGUGAAAUUUACUUAAACUGAGUUCUGGAUUUUGAAUCUUGAAAUCUAAUAUCAUUUUCAUGGCGUAGUUCGAUUUUUUAUGUUAUUCUUAUUCAUUUGACUCGUACAGUCAUACGCUGAAGUUCUUUCCAUCAUUUUUUAUGCAGAACUCUGCAUAAAACAUGCAGUUUUUAGUACAUUCGCGUUGAUUGGGACCUAUGGAUCGUUUCAAAAUAAGGUUGUUGUUCUUUGACCUGUUAUGAAAAAGUCGCUUUUCUCUUUGAUUACUGGACCAAUUGCUUUGGAAUUUUCAGUGGUUAUAGAUUUAUUUUUUUGCCAGAAGUCUUUUUAUUUUAUUUUUUAUCAUUGGACACGAAGUGGACCUAUGUAUCGUUUCCUUUCUUUUUGGACACCUAGUGGAAAACCUAAAAAGUCGUUUUUAUGCUAGCACUCUUCUUCUUGUUCUUUUGAUCACAUGGUCAUCGAACGUCUGUGGUCUGUAACAAAAUUCCUGUUUUUUUCAACGGGGAAUGGCAUAUACAGGCACAGCUCAUAGGUACCGGUAGCGUCAAAGGUAAGGACUGAUUAACGUGUCCAUAUAUUGGGGCAUUGCUCUCUUGUUUUUUAUAUUGUCUCCAGUCAGCAUAUAUUCGAAAAAAGUUAUUCAUUGAUGUUUAUUGGCUGUUAUAAUUUACUAUGCGUAAAACAUAUCAUGGGAUGGAAUGCUAACCAAAUUUGAUUUGAUUCUGAUGAUGAAAUUUGAAAAAAUGAUCUGGUAAACCUCAACCUGCUGCCUGGUUUAAAAUUGUUUAUAUCAGUACAACAUAAAUUGAGUACAUCAACAUGGUCAGUGGAGUAAAGUAAACUGUAAGGCACCGGUGAUUAUGUGGAAUGCUCAUUGCUUACUGCAUAAUAUUGAUCUCCUCCAUGGAACUCUUACUUUAUAUGGUCAGUGGCGUAGCUGCUUGUAUUCCUUAAUGCCUCAUGCCCAUUUUGUGCAAUCCUGAUUGGGUAUUAGCUUUGCUGCCAUUCAUUACAUUUUUAUUAAUUUGCUUAUGGUUUAUAUUGACCUUUGACUUUUAAGAUUUUGCAAUUUCUAUCCCACUGUCCAAUUUAACUCUGCCUCAUUUUUUCCAAAUCUCUGUAAUUUCAUAUAAUUUCAGAAUCUGUAUUUUUGAAAGUGCUUUUCUGUCAAUUUGUUUUGUGAAUUUAUAUUAAAAAUUCCAUUUGUUGCUAUCAUAUUUUCCUGAGAAAAUGUUGUUAUGCCAUGAUGGUACUAUGAUUAUAUAUUUUACUAUUAACCUCAUUUUGCUUUUGAAUAUAAGUUCUCCAGGAUCGCAGGAAAUAACACAAAGUAUAGUGAGUCUUGGGCUGAUUUUGUGCCCAAAAGGUCAUAUCGUGUUUCCAAUGAAAGUAGCCAAAGUGGAGGCCCUGAGGCGUGCUGUGUUAAAAAAAACUUUACCUCAGUCGGUCUGAAAUUUUAUAUGAUAUUGAAUCCCCCUAAAAUAAGGCAAUUUCCAGUGGUUCUCGGCCCUUUUUAGUUUGCGGACCGGUAAAAUUUUUAAAACUAAUUUUCCGGACAGGCGAACCUUCAAAAUCAACCCGAAAUAUCUAAAAUACAAUCAAGCGAUUGAAAUUACGACAUUAGUAUGCAAUUCAAAAGCAGACAAUCCAAUGAGAAAUUUGCUGCUUCCUUUUUUAUAUCAUACGUGUUAAUUAAACGGAUGGAUAAGUUGUACAAAAAA